Molecule: messenger RNA, 5501 nt
Organism: Thamnophis elegans (Western terrestrial garter snake)
Lineage: Eukaryota; Metazoa; Chordata; Lepidosauria; Squamata; Natricidae
Gene: AGPS
Product: alkylglycerone phosphate synthase
Biological process (GO): lipid biosynthetic process
Molecular function (GO): FAD binding; alkylglycerone-phosphate synthase activity
Source: RefSeq, a predicted model, not a curated record
CCGCGCGCACCUUUUUAACCCCACCGGCGCCUGACGGCGCAACACGGAAGUGAAAUGGCGGCGGCAGCGCCCGGAGACGGGGGAGGUGGCGGGUCCCAGUCCGCCGCUCACCGGAGGCUGCGAAUCCUUUCGGGCCAUCUGCGCGGCGCUUCGGAGGCCGACCUGUCCGCUAGCCAGUGCCGAGGGCGAGCAGCCGCGACGCCACCAGGAUCUCAGUCGGGCACCUUCCCCAAGAGACGGCAAGAAGUUUUUAAGUGGAAUGGAUGGGGAUACAAUGACUCAAAAUUCAUUUUCAAUAAGAAGGGGCAAGGAGAAUUCACCGGAAAAAGGUACCGAAUAGGCGGACUGAUAUUCCCACUUUUGAAAGAUUGGGUAGAGAAAAAUCUUGGUGCAAAUAUGGAACAUAAAACUACUCCUAAACCGUCCUUAAAUGUCAGCGAUAUACCUCCCUCCAUUGCAAGUGAAGAUUUCUCCAAGACCUCCAAAAUGCUAAAAUCUCAUUAUACACAGGAAGCGGAAUCUAGAUUUUUUAGAGCCCAUGGUCAUUGCCUACACGAGAUUUUUUUGCUCAGGGAAGGAAUGUUUAAGCGGGUUCCUGAUGUAGUGGUAUGGCCAGAAUGCCAUGAUGAUGUAGUUAAAAUUGUGGAAAUAGCCUGCAAGCAUAAUAUUUGUAUUAUACCUUAUGGUGGAGGCACAAACGUUACCAGUGCACUUGAGUGUCCUCCUGAUGAAAAAAGAACAAUUGUUUCACUAGACACUUCACAAAUGAACAGGAUUCACUGGAUAGAUGAGAAAAAUUUAACUGCUCAUGUUGAUGCUGGCAUUGUUGGCCAAGACUUGGAGAAACAGCUUGGUGAAAGUGGUUACUGUACAGGCCAUGAACCAGACUCAAUGGAAUUUAGUACUCUUGGAGGAUGGGUAGCUACCCGAGCAUCAGGCAUGAAGAAAAAUAUUUAUGGAAAUAUUGAAGAUCUGGUGGUUCAUAUAAAAAUGGUAACACCCAAAGGGGUAAUCCAAAAAAGCUGUCAAGGACCACGCAUGUCAACAGGACCUGAUAUUCAUCAUUUCAUUUUAGGAUCUGAAGGAAUCCUUGGAGUGAUAACAGAAGUUACAAUAAAAAUUCGACCAGUCCCUGAAUACCAAAAGUAUGGCUCUGUAGUAUUUCCAAACUUUGAGAAAGGGGUGGCCUGUUUAAGAGAAGUAGCAAAACAGCGAUGUGCUCCUGCUUCCAUUCGCCUGAUGGACAAUGUACAGUUUCAGUUUGGUCAUGCUCUUAAACCACAGGUUGCAUCUAUUUUUACAUCACUAUUGGAUGGACUGAAAAAAUUUUACAUCACAAAGUUCAAAGGAUUUGAUCCCAAUGUAUUAUGUGUUGCUACGUUGGUCUUUGAGGGUAACAGAGAGAAAGUCCUCCAGCACGAAAAGCAAGUUUAUGAUAUUGCUGCAAAAUUUGGUGGUCUUGCAGCUGGAGAAGACAAUGGGCAGAGAGGCUAUAUGCUGACAUAUGUCAUUGCUUAUAUUAGGGACCUUGGCAUGGAUUAUUAUAUAAUAGGAGAAUCAUUCGAAACAUCUGUUCCUUGGGAUAGGGUUAUAGAUCUGUGCAAAAAUGUAAAGGAAAGAAUGACAAGAGAAUGCAAAGAAAAAGGUGUUCAGUUUCCACCAUUUACUACCUGUCGGGUGACACAGAUGUAUGAUGCCGGUGCAUGUGUCUACUUCUAUUUGGGCUUUAACUACAGAGGAAUUAGUGACCCUAUUCGGGUUUAUGAAGAAAUAGAGACAGCAGCUAGAGAUGAAAUCCUUGCUAAUGGAGGAAGUUUGUCACAUCAUCAUGGAGUGGGCAAGUUACGAAAACGCUGGCUGAAAGAAUGUGUAUCCGAUGUUGGCUUUGGGAUGCUGAAAUCCAUCAAACAAUUUGUGGACCCCAAUAACAUAUUUGGGAAUGGAAGCCUUUUAUAACCUUGUUACUCACCACACUGAAGUACCGGAAAGAAUAAUAUUUGACUCUCAUAGCUUUUCCCAGUAUCCAAAAAUAGCAUGGACUUAGUUUCAAAAGCUUUUCCUUCCCUGCAAAUUUUAUUUCUCCUUUCAAUUGCAGAGUGAAGACUGUUCAGAUGCAGUCAGUUCAGAGUAUAGUUAGAUCCAUGCAAUUGCUAACCUAUUUGGAUGGCUUUCCUGCUGUAGGUGCUGAAAUGUUUGAGAGUGAACCUGAUAGUGGUUGGAGACUUCCUUGAUAGAAAAGCACUUUGGGGAAGCAGAUGAAAAAUAGGCAAUAUAUUUAACUGAAAUACGAUUUUCUGUUGAACAGUUAAAGCGCAGAGAAGCAAUACCAAGCUGCAAUUGGAGGAAAAAAAGGUUGAUAUUUGGAUAGGAGACAAAACAUGUUUUCCUCUCUGAUACUAUUUUUAAAAAAUUAAAUGUUUUUAAAUCCUCUUAUCAACCUUACUGAGCCAGAAAAGUAAACCUUUCUUUCUCGAUAUUGGAAUUCAUUGUUACAUAAAAUGUCAAACUUCAUAAUCAGUCUUCAUUUACUUUAGUGGGCAACUUUUCCUAAGAAUAGAAUAAAAAUAGUGCUAUUAGUUCUAAUCUUCCAUUUGGGGGGGGGGGGGAUUUCAGCCUUUACAAAUCAAAGCAAUGUUUAAGUUGUUUACCCACAAAAACAAAAUACCAAGUUUCUAAAAGUAUCCGAGAGCAUUUAAAUUAAAUAUAUAAUGUAAUAUUUCACGGGAUAGUUAAAACCAUGCAAUGGGUCUAGAAUUUUAUUCUGUCAAUGAUAGAAUAGAAUCUCCUGAGCAAAAAUUCCUUUUGGCAGAAAAGCUGAGGGAAGGGAUAUUAUUUUAUGCUAAUCCAAGAGCUGCUCCUUAGAGUAAGUUAUUCUUACUAAGCAUGCCUAUAUCAAGAUCGCUUUAUUGGGACUAAACUGUUUACAUGUUACACCCAUCCAAAUCCAUUAUUGUGAAAGAAGGAGAUUUAAUCAGUUUCAUUGUAAAGAAGCAUAUAUAAACAAAAGUACUUGAAACAUUUUUUAGCUUUUAUUCUGCUUUGAUAACAAAAUUGAAGUUUAAUAUACAAAUUUAACUAUGUAGCUAAAGUCAGAAACAUGAGUGUUAUCUGGUCCAAGACAAAAAUCAACACUUGUUCAAAUCUUAAAGAUUGCUAUAGCAGAUGGCUUAAACAUACUUUUAGAAUAGGCAUAUACACAUUAUUAUGCUGUAAUACUGAUGGCGCAUUACCAUGAUUACAAAACAGGCAGCCAUUUUCUAAAUUUAAUCCACAGAAAUAAAAUUGUAUUCAAUAGAGAUUGGCUAUUUGGAUCACUCCAUCUAGUUGCCCGUUGGUCUCAGUUAAGAUGUAGUCAGCCAAAGAGAGAGGUGCUCAAAUACUCUGUGACUCCAUCUCGCUAAAGUCCCAUUUCUUCAGAGUAGACUCUAAUGAAGAUGCAGGGGGCUAUAGAGAAGGGAAGCACAAAACUGUUUGUCAGCAGAUGGAAUCCAAGUGGAUUCCAGUUAAAGACGGCCACAUAUGGGCAUUAAUUUUUACUUCUGGGUUAGGGUAAGGUAUCCUUACCAUUACUGGUUUAGUUUCUUACUCGUACGGGGAUACAUGGAGGAUUUGGAUUUUGUUUUUGUAGAGUACCAAAUAUAAACCAAAUGUAUGUUACAGGGAAUAAAGUUGCCUUUUUGAUAGAAUUAAAGCAGAAGUUUAAUUUCCUGGUUGUCUUCUCUUGUUGUGACCAAAUUUAUGCUAUCCCCCAAAUUUCUAGUCUCACUUAAGGUGCUCAAUUGGUUUAUUUUACUGGUGGGAUUUUCUUAAUCCUCUUUUUCCUUAGGUCGCACAGAAUUAUAUAUUUUGCAGAUAUGUUCCAUAUCUUUAUAGAUAAAAAGGAGUGUUGAAAUCAUGAAGUAUUAUCUUGUGUCAUGUGGGUACAGUCCUAUCAAAGUAAUUGUGAAGUCACAAAGGUGAACAGGCUUUUGGAGAAAGACACAAUGCAGAUAACUGUGAACAAUGUAAAUUGCUUUACUUAUGCCUAUUUUGCUAAACCUUUUUUAAUUGUUAAAUCGUUUGGAGUACUAGCAGGAGUUACUUGUAAAAUAUGCACUAGCUGAAUGCUAAUUUUGAAAAGUGAUGUUCAUUAAAAAAGAAUCAGAAAUACACCAAAUAAAGAAGCUGUUGCUUAUCUUUUCAAGGCAUACCGACAGACUUGUGAAAGCGAUAUAUUGGUAUAUGGCAUGUUUAAUUUUUCUCCACUGCUGCAUUGUAAUACCUUGCUGCCCUUUCAUGAGAAUCCAAUACGCAUAGAGUCAAAAUCAUUUAAGUUGCAAUACUUUUCACCACGUAUCCAAAUGUACACAACCAUGCAGGAGCCAAGAGGGUAAGGAAGCUCAGAAACCUCUUCCCUUAUGGAGCAAAACUGCUGGAGACAAACUAGAAGCCUGUGUGGUGCCCUGGCUUUUGAGGGUCUAAUCAUAGCAUGAGCACCUCCCAGCAGGUGCUCUUACCAAAUAAUGAAAAUGUUUUAAAUAAGACAAGAUGCUUAAUACAACAUUGUGAUAACUGGUCAGGACUGCUCAUGGAGAGGAUGAGUGAGCCUGGAAAAGUGCCUUGCUGCUUUCAGACUGGUUCUAGCCUUCUUACGGGCUUUUUCCAGACACUCUCAGUGAGGACUAUGGUAGGCCCUGUUGCAGACUGCACAGCAUGACUCUUCAAUAGGUUUCAAGGUAACUGAAGUUAUUAUGAAAAUUGCAAGAGAAAAAGUCCAUUUUGAUAAGCCAUAAGCAAGUUUUUGGGAGAUUCUGCCUGAAGUACCCUUGAACAUCAGUUUUACAGGAUCAGCUUAAUAUUAGUAAAAUGUUUUUGGUGCCACCCUGGUAGAACAAGUUUUCAGUCACAGUUGCCCACUGUUCACAGUUGCUUCCAAUUCAUAGCAAGUAAUGAGAUGUAAAGAAUGAGACAACUAUGUCCCCACACAGAUGAAGGACCUUGGAUCAAACUGUGAUUUCCCCCAUAUAGUGAGGCAAAUGGGGAGGCCUUUCAAAAGUAGAUUGUGAAAAAGAACAAGUAGCAGAAAAUGGGCAAGAGGGAAUCAACCUUUUGUGCCUGGAAUGUAACUGGUUAGAUCUGGUUUUCUUAAAGAUGUGCAGGAGAGAGCUUGAAAUUCAACAUUGGAAACCGGAGUAUUGGUGUUUAGAUCUUUCAAUGGCACAUGUUUGUGCACCAUUUCAGAAACAUAUGUUGAAUUUAAGGAGAAGAAUAGAGUUGUGUUGUUUUCAGUUUAGAAAACCAGUUAAUUUAGGAGUCACUUUAUACUAAACGUGCCUAUAUUAGGAACUAGAUUGUUACGUUAAAUGUAUCUCUCUAUUUGCCUUAUGGUGGUGGAUUUUUAUGUAGCAGUAGGGUGAUUAGUUUGGGUCUGGAUCAUGGCGUAAAUGGGAGAAAAGCGGAGGGGGGGGGGUUCAGCCAACCUUAAUUCAGAUUAAAGCUUCAAGUGGGGUUCCAAUAAAAAA